AUGCGACUUUGGACUCCCACCAUGAUGGCUCUCAAAUUCUUCCGACCAAUGAUGAAAGUGUCCCCGCAAGUGGUGAUAGUGUCCCCGCUACUUCACGCCCUUUUCGUCCCCCGCAAAGUAAGGCCUGCUCCACAGACGAGCACAAAUAGUAUCCAAAACUCGCUGACAGGCCAUCUAAACUUGGACGCUAAUGCUAAUGAGGAACCUCUUGUUGAAGAAGAAGUUGACGAGCUCCAUGAUGCUCCUGUGGUUCAGAGUCGCAGGGGACGCAAGACUACAGAGUUUUGGACUGUUAAGAUCAUAAAUUCUGAGGGCACAAUCAAGCGGGCAAAACUAAGCGUGAGGGAUGCUAUGGCACGACCUAAUGGUAGGAAGAUCAUGCUUAGGUUCAACAACGCAAAGCAAGCAGUUGGAGACGAAGCUGGACUGUUGAGUGGCGUGCUUGGUCUGCUGGGAUCUGAUUAUGGAAAAUUUCCCAUCUGUAGAAAAAGUUGGCAUCAGAUUACCACUAAAGACAAAAUUUAUAACGAAUGUGUCAAGUCAGAAGAACAAGGAAGGAUAGUCGGUAGAGGAGAGUUAUGGAUAAAGGUGCACAAAAAGAAGGAUGGCUCAUAUAUGAACGAUGAAGCAAGAGCAAUUGGUGUAAGUAGUACUUGUUAA
This is a messenger RNA of Arachis duranensis, 660 nucleotides long. RefSeq lists its product as uncharacterized. The coding region runs from base 1 to 660 and encodes 219 amino acids. The transcript has 3 exons. The record is from RefSeq and is a predicted model, not a curated record. Lineage: Eukaryota; Viridiplantae; Streptophyta; Magnoliopsida; Fabales; Fabaceae.